Molecule: messenger RNA, 1398 nt
Organism: Phaeoacremonium minimum UCRPA7
Lineage: Eukaryota; Fungi; Ascomycota; Sordariomycetes; Togniniales; Togniniaceae
Product: putative duf500 domain protein
Exons: 3
Coding region: 1-1398 (465 amino acids)
Molecular function (GO): phosphatidylinositol binding
Source: RefSeq, a predicted model, not a curated record
AUGGAGAAAGUAAAGGCUAAGUUGCCCUCAUGGGACAAGACGAAGACUCAAAGCAAGAAGGGCUUCGAUAAAGUGUGGGGAUGGGCCGAUAAGCUUGGAGCGCCCGUCAACAGACUCUCCAAUCGCAUCGGCAGCGAAGCUUUCUGGCCGACGACCUUGGACAAGGAAAGCGAUAAGGCGGCUAGGAUUUUAAGAUCAUUUUGCAAGGAUGGUUUCUAUACUGAGGAAGAGAAGCCAGCUGAUCAAGCUGGCCCCAAGCAGAAGCAGAGGGUCUUGAAAAAGAUCCCACAGAAAGUCAUUCAGAAUGCUGUUGGCCUUGCAAUCUUCACCACAAUGCGUACCGGUCUGUGGAUCUCCGGAGCCGGCGGUUCCGGCGUCCUGGUGGCCCGCAAGGAAGACGGAUCCUGGUCGCCCCCAUCCGGCAUCAUGUUACAUACGGCGGGCUUGGGAUUCCUAGUUGGUGUAGAUAUUUAUGAUUGCGUAGUGGUGAUCAACAACCGCAAGGCUCUCGAGGCUUUCACGAAGAUCCGAGCGACUCUAGGCGGCGAGAUCAGCGCAGUUGCUGGACCGGUGGGAGCUGGUGGAGUUCUGGAGAACGAUGGCAAGUGGAAACAAGUAAACAAGCCAGUAUUUACUUAUCUCAAGUCACGGGGGUUCUACGCUGGUGUUCAGGUUGACGGCACUGUCAUCAUCGAACGAACGGACGAAAAUGCACGGUUUUAUGGGGAGACGAUAGGGGUUGCGGACAUCUUGGCCGGGAAAGCUCGACAUCCACCACCGGAAAUCAAGUUGUUGAUGGAGACUCUGAAGGCUGCAGAGGGCCGGACUGACGUUGAUGAGGAGCUCAUGGACGAGCUAGAAGGGCAGCCGGCACCAGGAGAUGUGUCCGUUGAUGCUCCAACCGACGGCAAGCUCUUUGGUAUCCCAGAUCCGGACGAUCCAGACCCGUUUGGUGUGCAUGCUUUGGAACAAGAAGGGCUCGAAAUCCGUGAUGCGGCAACUCGCUCUAGGCCGUCAAGUCAGCAAUUUGAAUACCACCCCAGUCCUACAAGUCCCAUUUACAGCAAGUUCAACCGCAGAAAACCUGUCAUCAUUACUCCAAUCGCGACUGACGCUACCAACGGAGUGGCUCACGUAGAGGCGGCAGAAGACGAUGACCGGAGUAUCUAUGAGGAUGUUGCUGAGUCAGAUAUCAUGAGCCCGGAUGGGAUACCUGUCAACCAUAAACAAGCUGCGCAAGAAAAAGACAUUAGAUCUGAUGACGGAAUCGAGACGAAAGCAACUAAUGGAGCAGUACCAGCCGAAAACAGUCCGGCCCGUGUGCCCCCACCGUUACCACCAAGAGCUGCUUCAUCUUCUGAGCCGGCUUUCGAAGAUGUGAGCCUGAAGGAUGCCUGA